Messenger RNA from Tribolium castaneum (red flour beetle), 652 nucleotides. RefSeq lists its product as uncharacterized. The record is from RefSeq and is a predicted model, not a curated record. Bases 112 to 591 code for a protein of 159 amino acids. The transcript is spliced from 3 exons. Lineage: Eukaryota; Metazoa; Arthropoda; Insecta; Coleoptera; Tenebrionidae.
AUCAAGUUGCUGAGUUCGUUAAGUUGGCAACACUACUAUAAAAAAUCAAAAAGUGAUUGAUUCCCUUUGAACGUUAGGCUCCAAUUUGCCGAAACUGAAGCGAUUUCAACAAUGAAUUCGAUGUUUUCCUCACCCGCAAUCCACGUUUUCUCCCAAGAAAACGUUGGAAGUGUGGCAAAAAAGCCAAGAACCACUAACACCCUAUCAAGAAAACCGUUUUUUGAUCGAGCCGUGAAUGCAAACACGCCUGAUUUUGGCAGAAAUGUGAAACCCGAGCCGCAACUGAAAAAGCCUGAGCAAAAUAUUGACAUAGAAGAUGAUGACUUAUUUAUUUACGACACUUACUCCUUCAAGGAUAUGAACGAUGAUUGCGCUGCUGAUAAAUUAAUUACUGCAAAGGAAAAAUUCAACAAGCUGCGACCAUGUUGUGGUUACAAGGAGUUGACUCCAUCUCCAAAGUUAUCACCUGUUGAUUUUGAUAUGUUUAUUAAGAUUCCGAAAACUAUCAAGUUUUCUGUAAAGUCUGAAGACAGUUACGACAUGACCGAUGAAAGUGAGCACAUUUCACUGCCGGACAUUGAUUUUUAUUAAACCCUUAUAAGUGGUAUUUUUGUAUUGAUUUAUCUUAAAUAAAGAGAUUUGAGUUUCAAAA